Messenger RNA from Tauraco erythrolophus (red-crested turaco), 5088 nucleotides. Lineage: Eukaryota; Metazoa; Chordata; Aves; Musophagiformes; Musophagidae. The record is from RefSeq and is a predicted model, not a curated record.
GGCAAGCCUGAAACCGUGCAGAAGGCUGGUUUUAUCAAAGGCCCGGUGUUCAAAGGCAUUGCUUCCAGUCGCUUUUUGCCCAAAGGCACCAAAACAAAGGUUAACCUUGAGGAGCAAGGAAGACAAAAGGUGUCUUUCAGCUUUAGUUUAACCAAGAAAACCUUACCGAAUAGAUUUCUGACUGGUCUCGGAAACGAGAAACAAAAUGAAACUCCGGCAGUACCCCUUCAGAGUGACUUUAACCCCAAAAGUAAAGUGGACUUGGGGGAUGCCGCUGGUUCAACUGAGGAGUCUUCACCUCCAAAACCGAAGGUAGAAUUAGGGAAGAUCCAUUUUAAAAAACAUUUACUUAAUGUCACGGCAAAACCGCCACCAGCUCCAGCAGCAACGCUACCGCCACCGGCUGGGACAACCGUCACGGAAACCAGGGAGCCGUGCCACGCGGUCCCGAAGGAGGCUUUGGAGCCAGACGUCAAGCAGGAGGCGGUAUCGCGCGGUUCGGAAGAACGUGUAGCUCAAAACACGGCCGAGCAGACGGAAAUAACUCCGCAGAAAGAAGAUUCCCAUAUUGGGAAAGAGGAUGAGGUUUCCGACGGCUCGAAGGGUGCUUCCCUCUGCUCCCGGAGGCAGGGCUCCAAGAGGAAGUUCUCCCAAUCCGACGGCACGCUGCUGGGCUCCGAGUCCGAUGAAGAUUCGGUGAGGACCUCCUCCAGCCAGCGGUCACACGAGCUGAAGGUAUCCAGUACGGAAAAGGAGAGAGAUUCCAGGAGAAGCUCCACGUCCCUCAGAGGUGACGACCUGGGGAAGUCCUCCUCGCGCUCCAAGUCGGACAGGGAUGAGAAGUACUCGAGCUAUUCGAAAUCGGAAAGAGAUUCGCGAUACGCGUCCUCCCGCUCUCGAUCAGACAGAGAGAGAAGGCGAAGCCGGUCUCAUUCCCGUUCCCGAUCCGAUCGGAGCUCCCGAACCAGCUCUUCCUACUCGAGGUCGGAGCGCUCGCAUUACUACGAAUCCGACCGCAGAUACCAUCGGAGCUCCCCGUACAGGGAAAGGUCGAGAUAUUCCCGUUCGUAUGCGGACAGCAGGGCGCGAGACAGCUCGGACUCAGAGGACGAGUACAGGAGGACGCAUUCCAGAUCGAGCGACUCAAGGCGUACGUCGUCCCACUCCUCCUCCUCCUACAGAGACUCGAGGACUUCUUACUCUAAGUCGGACAGGGACAGCAAAGUGGAGUCGUCUCAUGCCGACGCGGAGAGGAGAGGAAGGUCUUCUUCGAAAGCAGAUAGAGAUUCAAAAAGGACUUCAGAAAGUGAAGUAUCCAAAAGGUGCUCUCCCCUUGACGAGCUAGGCUAUCGAAAGGGGACAUCCCAUUCUAAGCCCGACAGUAAUGUGAAUUCCUCCCGUUAUAAGUCCACCCCUUCCAAGACCCCCGCACCAAAGCCUGAUAAAUUUAAGAGUUCUUUCUGUUGUACAGAAUCGACUGAAGAAAUAAAACAGCAGUCUAAUUCUCUAGAUUUAGAGACCUCUUGUCUAAAAAGCAGUGAGAUCAGGGUGUCCAUUGCGAAGAAAUUUGAAAGGGAAAAGACACUUUCUCCGUUAAAUCAGUUAAACGAUUCGCCCGCUUUUAAAAUGGCAGACGAAUCGAAAGCGGGUUUCGCUACCUCCCAGUCCGAGGAGCUUACAGGAAACGAAUGCCACGACAGUGUUAAGGAGCCAGAAACUUUAUUCAAGAUAAAGGACGAUCAGUUAAGAACGUGUUUCCCCACGGAGCUGAGUGUAAACGGGUCCCCGGAGGGUAGGGCUGAUGGUUUGGCAACUUCCAGUGCCUGCAAAACUGAGGAUGUCACCGCGUCUUCCGACGAUAGCCUGCGUCGCUCGGAGGCGUCCCCUGUCGUGAAGACCAGUCCGUCGUAUCCGUUGCCGUCGAAUGGGUUCGAGAGCACGUUUGCGUCGCAAGAGCAAGAGCCGGAUGAUUCUCGGGUCCAGUCCAGCGAGUGCAACAGUCUUUUUGGGGAAACUGAGGCUCCGGUCCCGCAGCAGCAAGGGGAAGCCAUCCCUUUGCCCGUCGUGAAUGUAGAUCAUGCUAAAACUGUACUUCAGCUGGAUGAUCAGGCGCCUCUGUGCGACAAAACCAAAGAACCAGUUUUUUGCUACAUUUCAGACGAUGCCACCCCCGGUUUCUAUCAUUCGGAAGUUGAAAUCGAAGCGGAACCAGCAGAUUUAAAAGUCACAUCCGAGACUUUCCUGGACGUGGAGGUAGAGCCGCAGACCGUUACGUGCGAUUACGAGAGCACGGAGGAUCACCACUCACAGGCUGUGUGUGACGAUGAGCACGGUCUUCCUUCCCAUCAAACUAGCCUGGCAGCGGAGAGCUCGAGCAGGGAUCCCUCCCAGGAUGACUGUUCCCCAGGGCUCAGGUCCGACCAUCCCGUGGCGGUGGAAAGUGUCUCCUCCAAAUGGGAUGUGCCACCGCCGGAUGGAUGCCAAGAACUGCUGCAGCAAUCGGAAGCCGAGGAGAUGCUCAGGUUGGGUGCUCAGCACGUUGAUCUUGGCUCAGCAAAAAGCAAGCCAUCGUUCCAAGAUGAACAUUCGUACUAUUCCGAAGUGCCGCUGGAGCACCGCAGCAGAGAGGUCGUGGAACAAAGUGCUGUUUCCACCGAGGAAGUUGGGCUGGAUGAUUUGAGAGUUCACUGUCCCGGUGUGUUGGCCGAAAAAGAUGAGGGAAACGAGCCCUUGGUGGCUUCAGCUUUUCCAGACGCCUUGUUUCCCUCCUGCGAUGUCAUUGUCACUGCAGAAGAAACGGAGACGGUGACUCAAGCCCCGACGUGCGACAGCAGCGGCAACGCCGCCGAAUUCAUUCCCGCUGGCCACGACGAUUAUUCCGACACGGGGGAGAGUGACAGCGAGGGGGGCAGCGAAGACAGCGACACAGAAGACUCUGAUUCUGACGACGACGUGCCACGCAAACGACUGCAGUCCGUUGUGAUCGUACCAAAGAACUCGACCAUUGCGAUGGAGGAGAGCAGCCCUGGUUCCUCACGGAGCAGCCAGGGCAACCGGCGCUUCUCCGACCACUGGGAGGAUGAGCGACCCGAGCCCAGUAGACCCUACUACGAAGAGAGGGUGGAGAGCAUGGCGAAUCCGUGCCAGCCUCAGAGCGACGGCGUGGACAGCACAAGUCAGGCAGACCUGACGGCAGACUGCCACGACAAACCCAACGCAGACGAGAGGAUCAUGGUGAAGGAGCUGAUGUCCAUUGGUAGACCGAUCGGCCGACAAGACGAGCAGCCAUUUUGUCUGCCGGAGAGUUUCGAAAGCACCGAUAAAUCCCGACACCAGAUGAGCUCUUCCAAGCCGGACAGUAGGCAAGGGAAGGGUGGGCUUAACCAGUCUGGCCUUGGAGACUUCUCCAGGCCGGAUGGUCUUCAUACAACAGAGGGUCUGGGUGGUUUGGGCUGGGACUUUUCCCAGUCAGAGAAGCCCAGUAGCACCUACCAGCAGCCAGAUAGCAGCUUCGGGGUCUACUCGGGCUACGUCUACCAACCGGGCUCAGGAGCCUACGGUGGCUCUCAGAGUUACUGGCAAGGCAACGGUUACUGGGAUGCGAGAUCUGCUAGCAGACCUUCUGCGGUUAAUUACGAACGAAUUCAAGGGCAAGUACCGGAUUCUCUAACGGAGGAUCACGAGGAAUACGAAGGGGAUGACCGUUGGGAUGAUGACUGCAAGCCUGGUUUUCCCAGCCCCUCGAGUAAAUGCCAGGUGCCCGGGCAGAAAGAAAAAGGCUCGGUGCAGGCACACGAGAUCAGCAGCAAUUCCACCAAGGAGCUGGUGCCUGGUGGAGAGAAGAAGGAGGAGGGGAAAGUUUUGGAAAAAAACGACGCGAAAGAACGAGGUCCACCAAAAAAAAGACGCCCGGAGUUGGAGAGCGACUCCGAGAGCGACGUGGACUCGAGGGAGAAGAAGAAGGUGAAAGUGGAGGGGGAGCAAGUGGAGCCGGCGCCGCAGGACUCCGCCAUGGUCGGUCGGUUGUGUAUCAUGGAUGACUUCAGAGACCCUCAGCGCUGGAAGGAGUUUGCCAAGCAAGGAAAGAUGCCCUGUUACUUUGACCUUAUUGAGGAGAACGUGUAUUUGACAGAAAGGAAGAAGAACAAAUCUCACCGGGAUAUUAAGCGAAUGCUGUGCGAAUGCCCUCCCCUCUCCAAAGAAGAGCGAGCUCAGGGGGAGGUUGCUUGUGGAGAAGACUGUCUCAAUCGCCUGCUCAUGAUCGAGUGUUCUUCCAGGUGCCCGAACGGCGACUACUGCUCCAACAGGCGCUUCCAGAAGAAACAGCAUGCCGAUGUUGAAGUGAUCCUCACUGAGAAGAAAGGCUGGGGGCUGAGAGCUGCCAAAGAUCUGCCAUCCAACACUUUUGUCCUGGAGUACUGCGGAGAAGUGUUGGAUCACAAAGAAUUCAAGGCUCGCGUGAAGGAAUAUGCCCGGAACAAGAACAUUCAUUAUUAUUUCAUGGCCCUGAAGAACGACGAGAUAAUCGAUGCUACCCAGAAAGGAAACUGCUCCCGUUUUAUGAACCACAGCUGUGAACCAAACUGCGAGACACAAAAGUGGACCGUGAAUGGGCAGCUCAGAGUUGGGUUUUUCACCACCAAACUGGUCCCAUCAGGCUCAGAGCUGACGUUCGAUUACCAGUUCCAGAGAUACGGCAAAGAGGCUCAGAAAUGUUUCUGCGGCUCGGCCAACUGCCGGGGUUACCUGGGAGGAGAGAACAGGGUGAGCAUCCGAGCCGCCGGAGGGAAGAUGAAGAAGGAGCGUUCCCGUAAGAAGGACUCGGUGGACGGGGAGCUGGAAGCGCUGCUGGAGAAUGGAGAAGGUCUCUCCGAUAAAAACCAAGUUCUCAGCUUAUCCCGACUGAUGGUUCGGAUCGAAACUCUGGAGCAGAAGCUCACCUGCCUCAAGCUCAUACAGAACACGCACUCGCAGUCCUGCCUGAAGUCCUUCCUGGAGUGUCACGGCUUAUCUCUCCUCUGGAUUUGGAUGACAGAGCUGGGCGAUGGCCGAGGAAGCACCGCUAACAACCUCAAGUUGCAGCUGGAG